AUGAAGCAGAUUUACAGAAGAUAUCCAAAUGCAGUUGUGUUUGCUAUGGCUUCCAUUGCUAUGGUUUAUAUGGUUCUGAUAAAGGGUUCAAAAGGAACAUCUUGGUUUGAUUUUUCGCCGUCUCCAUCUCCAUGGUUGAGUACCAGUGUAGAUAGGAAAUCUGAUUCUGCAUUCACAUUCAACCACAGUUCAUCACACAUGGAUGCAGCAAGAAGGCAGAAGGCAUUGCCUGAUCUUGAAAGGAGCUACAUUGGUAAUUCAGUUUUGAAAACAGAUAAGCAGAAGGGAGAUGUAAACCUGGAGAAACUUGAAGCUGGUCUAGCUACUGCCAGAGCAUUGAUAAGGGAAGCAACAUCAAAAUUCAACCAUACAGCUCUUGAAGACGCAGAUUAUGUUCCACAAGGCGAUAUAUACAGGAAUACUUACGCCUUUCACCGGAGUUACCUCUUAAUGGAAAGCCUGUUUAAGAUAUAUGUCUACGAAGAGGGAGAGCCGCCUAUAUUUCACAAUGGCCCUUGCAAGAACAUAUACUCUAUGGAGGGGCUCUUUCUUAGCUUCAUGGAAACUGAUACCAAGUUCCGGACUCUGGACCCUGACAAGGCUCAUGUCUAUUUUCUCCCAUUCAGUGUUGUGAUGAUCAUUGAGUACCUGUUUCAUCCAAUUAUUCGUGACAAAGCUGUUCUAGAGCGAACCGUGGUCGAUUAUGUUCGUGUCGUAUCGAAUAAGUAUCCAUUUUGGAACAGAAGCCUUGGAGCUGAUCAUGUCAUGCUUUCUUGCCAUGAUUGGUUAAUGGGGAUCCCUGAAGAGCAAUAUAGAAGAAUGCAGAAGAGAGUGAAGCAAGUGCAAAGGCAUUUUGUGGUGAACAAUCCCCCCAAGAGAUUUCAUGUUUUUCAUAUGAUUAUUCAUUCAAUCUGGCUUAGGAGACUGAAUGUGCGCAUUUAUGGUUGA
Molecule: messenger RNA, 948 nt
Organism: Prunus avium (sweet cherry)
Lineage: Eukaryota; Viridiplantae; Streptophyta; Magnoliopsida; Rosales; Rosaceae
Source: RefSeq, a predicted model, not a curated record